CGAAUAAACAUUCUGGUUUUAUAUAAAGUAUUAAACGUCAACAGAAAUGAGAGUAGUUUAUUUUGUAUUUGCGAUCAGCAGCUUUCUGGUCAUCGUCCUAUCAGUAAACAAAACCCCGCUUCGCUAUCGACCAUUUCGCUGUCGGAAUGGUUGGUCCGUGUCGCAAACCGUUCGCUGCGAUGGCUUUCGCCACUGCGUGGAUGGUUCCGAUGAAGAGGAUUGCUCGCCGCCGAUAAUUGUGGAACAACCUGCGCCAAAUAUUACCGUGCCCGUCGGUACGGUAAUGAACUUGACCUGUACGGCCGCAGGAAAGCCGGCACCACUGAUCGAAUGGAAAAUGAACGGUAAACAACCGGAAGCGAAUUGUGAUUGGACUAGUGAGGAUGGCUAUGGAGUGCUAAGUUGCCGAAUGAGGCUGAUCGAUAGUGGGAAUUACAGCUGCGUCGCUAAACAACCGAAGGCAACCGUGGAAUCUUCGGAAUCCAGGGUAGUUGUAACUGGAAACGUGUGUAGGGAUGGUUAUUUUAAUCAGGCCGGUGCCAAGAAAAGUUGUAUGAAGUGCUUCUGUUCGGGGGUGUCGAGUUUGUGCCACGCAUCAGAGCUCUUCCGUUGGAACUAUACAAUGGAUAUGAACGACUGGAAAAUGAAGUAUGCCACCAUUCAGGGUUUGAACUUAAAUCCCAAGCAGUUGAUCACAAACGUGUAUGAUAAAUUUAAAGAUCUACCAAGAAAUUCAACGCCUUAUUAUCGAUUACCGCUGAAAUAUACAGAAUACCAAGUUGGCUCCUACGGAGGAAUUGUUCGGUAUAAGAUUGAGGUCGAUAACACAUCCUAUCGGAAGGAAGAUCCGGAUAUUAUUCUUAAAGGUUACAAUACAACUUUACUAUUCCGCUACAAGCCCCGUUUAAUCCCCGGCCAGCCAAACGAUGUGGCUGUGCUGCUUCAUGAAGCGAAUUUUCGUCAGCUGGAUGGAAGAAAAGUUUCCCGAGAGGAUCUGAUGACGGUGCUAUCAUAUAUAGAUACAUUCCUGAUUAAGAUGUACCCACUGAACGGCACUUACUGGCCGUCUGCAUCACCGGUGGUGAUGGAUGCUUCCACCAAGCUAGGUUAUCAUGGAUUAGGCAAAAUGGCACGGGUUGAAGAGUGUCGUUGUCCCUAUGGGUAUCGAGGAACUUCCUGUGAACGGUGUGAUUUCGCCUAUAAUCGAGUCUUUCGGUUUCUGAGAACCGGUGCCUGUAUGCCGUGGGAGUGGCAUCGGGCGGAGUAUAUGAAAGUGUCGACAUCAACGACCAUGAGGAACUAUCACUAUGUGUAAUUGAAUAAUUCGACAAAUUUUAGAAA
Messenger RNA from Sabethes cyaneus, 1341 nucleotides. Its product is annotated as basement membrane proteoglycan-like. Bases 47 to 1315 code for a protein of 422 amino acids. Gene Ontology annotation, molecular function: protein binding. The transcript is spliced from 4 exons. Lineage: Eukaryota; Metazoa; Arthropoda; Insecta; Diptera; Culicidae. The record is from RefSeq and is a predicted model, not a curated record.